This is a messenger RNA of Brassica rapa (field mustard), 1239 nucleotides long. RefSeq lists its product as uncharacterized. NCBI's taxonomy places the organism in Eukaryota, Viridiplantae, Streptophyta, Magnoliopsida, Brassicales, Brassicaceae. The record is from RefSeq and is a predicted model, not a curated record.
AUGGAAGUUCUAUAUGGUUUCGAUCCAAUGAAGACAGUCCGACCAGAUGAGUUUGCUUCUCCCUACUCUGCUACUUCAAUCAUAUCCAUCGCGAACAUCGACGCUUCGUUCUACUUCAAUCGAGAUACGUCGCGUAUUGAAGUUAGGAUUGUUCGCUUGUGGAGAAACUAUAACAAAGAAUCAGGAAACACCAUUGAAAUGGUGGUUGUUGAUAAAGAAGGGACAAGAAUUAAUGCUUCAGUUGGUGAACAACUCAUCAAAAAAUUCGAUGACAAGCUACGCGAAGGAGAUGCGAUUGUCCUCCAGUUGUUCAAAGUGUACGAUGCAACUGCUGAUGAUUUUCCAAGUGCAGUUCCCGAAAAGUAUUUCGCGGACUUAUCUGAUAUUCUUGGUGGAAAUCUGGAUCAUAGCUGUUUUGUUGGUGCUUACUCCAUAUCUAGCGGGUAUAAUUCAACCCAUAUUUUGCUCAACCCAACACUUGAUUUUAUUGAGGAGUUCAAAUCAAGUCUCCCUGAUGAUUCACUUGCUCUUACAAACAACGAUAGUAGCCAAUGGUCUGUUGGUACUGCUACUUCUAUUCGUGCCAGAUUUUUUGUUCUUAAUGAGAGGCUAACCAUCAGAGAGAUCAUUGACAGUACUCUGGUUGGGACUUUUGUCACUCUGGGGACUAUUGAAACAAUUGAUACUGAACGUGGCUGGCAAUAUUUAAGUUGCAAAUACCACAACAAAAAAGUGAUGCCUACAACAAAUGUUGAUGCUGAUGGCCAGCCCUUGUUCUUCUGCAAUACGUGUGACAAAGAACACAGUGAUGUCAUUUCCAGGUUCAAAUUAAUUGCCCAUGUCAAGGACGAUAACGGUGAGGCUAAUUUUCUUUUGUUUGAUGCUAAUGCUCAACAAAUUGUGCGUCAUUCUGCUGCUGAACUCUAUGACGAGAAUGAAGAUGAAGACUUCUUACCAGAAGCAGUUAGCGAUCUCUUUGGUAAGAGAGUCCUUUUUGAGAUUUCAGUUGACGCUGAUAACAUUAAAGGAAAGAGCUCUCAGUAUGUUGUUCGAUUGGCUACUGAUGACCGUGAAAUGGUUGAGGAAUUUGCUGAUUUGCCUCUUAAACCGGUCCUAAUGUUGGAGUCCGCAGAUGAUAUUUCCUCUGGUUCUGGUGGUUUUACAGCAACUCCUUUGUCGAAAAGAAAAAGCGAACAAGAUGACGACAGUUGCAAUUAUACGUACACACAAUAUCACUAA